AUGGCCGACCUACCAACAAAUGCCACCAAUAUCGCGGUAUGUUUUUUUGGCUGUAUACAAGCUUAUAACUACAUCAUAAUCCUCCAAGCAUGCGGCAAGUCACUGCACCAACGCUCCGCGCCUGCCUUCGGAAGUCAUGUCCGAUCACUCCUUCAGCAUCCUUCCUAUUCCUCCAUCUCCACACCCACCGCCAUCAUGCGACCCUCCUUGACCUCCAUCCACGCCAGUCUUUCCCUGAUAACAAUACUCAGCAACGCACGCUGGGCCACAGCAUCAACACCAACACCUAAACCCAGCACCCCGAUCGACCCCCAGCAAUGCGACUGCUACCUCAUCUCCGGCCCCGACCCGGGCUACUUCACGCAUUACAAGCUAUGGAACUUUCGCAACGCAUCGCAACAAUUCCACCCACCCUCACCCCCCCCAAAGACCAACAACACCGACACCCAAUACACAACGCACAGCCUCCUCACGCAAACCCCCUUCAGCAAAGACUGGCACGUCCAAACCUGGCACCGCGCCGCGGGCCCGCUCCUCUCCCCAAUCCCCAUGACGAACUCCGAAUCCAACGUCUUCCUCAUGCACUCAGCCAACCCUCCUCCUCAUGCUCCUCCUCACACCAACCCCCCAAGCGCAAGCGCAAGCACAAGCACAAGCUUCCUCGUCCUCCGCACGACACGCUUCACCAACCACGCCUCGACCGCGGAGAUCGAAUCGCAGUUCGGUCUGAUCGACCACUGCUCGCUCCGGCUCCACAUGCGCCUGAUGUCGCGGGACACCGCGCACCACCACCCAUUCCACCCCAAACCCGAACCCAAACACAAACCCAACUUCGCCUACCCGCCACCCAACAGGCCGCUCCCGCUCCCCGUCCCCGUCCCCGUACGUCCCGAUCAAAGGACCGUUCCCAGCGGCACCUGCGCGGGCAUCUUCACGUACCGCUCGGCGAUCUGCGAAUCGGACAUCGAGAUCCUGACGGCCGACAGUCCCUUCACGAUCCACUACGCCAACCAACCGGACUACGACGCGGAGCACGACCGGAUCAUCCCCGGGGCGAGCGCGGUGGUGAACCUGACGCGGCCCUGGACGGAGUGGACGACGCACCGGCUGGACUGGUUGCGGACGGAGUCGCGGUGGUAUGCGGACGACGCCUUGCAGACCGUCAAGCGGUAUCGCGUGCCGGACCGGCCUAGCAUCAUCGUCGUCAACCUGUGGAGUAACGGUGGGGAGUGGACGGGGGACCUGCGCGUCGGCGAGUCGGUCUACCUCGGGAUCGAGUGGAUGGAGCUGGUCUAUAAUCUCUCUUCUCCUGCUGCUGCUGCUGCUGCUGUCGACGCUUCUGCGUCUGCUUCCUCGGAGUUACUGGCGUCAUGGUCGUCCCUGGAACAGCAAAAGGGAAGUGACUGGGGUGGCAAGGAGGGGGAUGAUGUCCCCGGCUGGCGUAGUAGAAAGGAACAUCGUCAUCAUCAUCAUUAUCGACCAGAUCUGAAUCUCGCGGCCAUGGGCCUGAGUCAGUCGCGAGUGGAGGAACUACGCUAUCACCAAGAGGAUGGUCGUGAGACGAGAGGACCGUUGUCAGUUGGUCCAUCGACCCACUGUCGGAGACCUUGUUGGGUAGAUCAAUGA
Messenger RNA from Aspergillus aculeatinus CBS 121060, 1626 nucleotides. RefSeq names its product glycoside hydrolase family 16 protein. The transcript has 3 exons. Bases 1 to 1626 code for a protein of 541 amino acids. The record is from RefSeq and is a predicted model, not a curated record. Lineage: Eukaryota; Fungi; Ascomycota; Eurotiomycetes; Eurotiales; Aspergillaceae.